Messenger RNA from Podarcis lilfordi (Lilford's wall lizard), 18883 nucleotides. Lineage: Eukaryota; Metazoa; Chordata; Lepidosauria; Squamata; Lacertidae. The record is from the annotation of a GenBank genome assembly.
AUGAAUUUUGUGAGCAGGAGCCUCCUGAUCCUUCUCUCCUUUGGUCCAUUGAUCUUCUCUUCCCUGGGUAAGUCCUUGCGAAGAAAAGCUGAAUGUAUAGGGUGAAAAGCUAUAGGUUUCCUUGGUCAUGGAGGGGAAAGUAACUGACAAUGGUGAGCUCACCUGGAGAAUAGGCCUCCUCCCUGGACUGGAACAGACUCUGGGGAGCUCAAUGAGCCAUCCACAGGGAGGAUCCUAGAAAGGUCUUAGUGGGGAGGGUUCCCCUUGUCCCAUCCAGGAUCCUCAUCAGUCACCCUAGUGUGCAGCACUGGCCUCGUCUUCAGAGCUGCCAGAGUCUGCUUCUGGCUCAACCACUCUGCAUAUGGCAUCACUGGCUCCACCUCUGGAGCUGACCGAGGCUGCCCCACCCCAUCUCUCAGGAGGAGGCUGCCUUCCCUGUCUGCUCUAGAGGAGUCUUCUCACCUCUUGCAUCAGUCCCUGAAAUGCCAGAACAAGUCAGUGUCUUAUGUUUUAAUGCUGCAUUUUAAAUUGUUGUCACCUCCUCUGGGACCUCAUGAAGGAGGAUGGAUAAGGAGCUAAAAACGAUAGUGAUACUAAUUUUCCCCUUUGUUUGUAUCUCUUCCCCCCACCACCUUCCCCUCGCUAGAAACUUUAAGCCAUGCAGUGAAUUGCUAUAUGGUGCCCCUGCAGCCUCAUUCUCAGCCACCCACAUUUAAAUUUUCAUGAAAGAAUUAAAAGCUCCUCUGUCACCUUUUUAUUUUAAAAUAAAACAGUCCCGGUUCAAGUGGAGCCCAUCCCUUUUGUACAGACCCAGGUUGCUCCGAAAUGCUCCCCAAUUCAGAACAAACACAAACUCCUCCUCCAAACAGUAUCCUGUCAUCCGCGCAUUGAGACCACACAGCUCUGCUUGUCCAUCUGGCCCUGCAUAUGGAACUGGUAGUAUUUCAGAGAAGGCUACCUUGGAGGUCAUGACUUUCAGCAUCCUUCCCAGCAUCCUAAAUUUGGCUUCCAGGCCCUCUAGACUACAUUUCCCCAUGUCACUGGUGCCAACAUGCACUGUGGCCACUGACUCCUUCCCAGCACUGUGUGCCAGGCUAUCUAGGCAAUGAGCAACAUCCACAACCUUCGUUCACCCCAUGGUUCAUUACACACCCAACUAUCUAUAUGCUGAUCUAUAUUCUUAACUACCAUGAUCCCACCACCCAGAGGAGAGGCAUCUUCCCACAAGAGGCAGUGAAGACCAACAUCCUGGAUGGCUUGAAAAGAGGAUGAGAUACAUUUGUGGAGGAGAAGACUGUUGAGGGAUUCUAGGCAGGAUGGCUCUCCUCUGCCUCCUUCACUGAAGGCAGCAAUGCUUCUGAAUGCUGGAAACCACACAAGGAGAGAGCAUCCUGGUGCUCAGGUCCUGCUUGCCAGUUUCCCACAGGCAUCCGGCUGGCUACUGUGAGAAGAACAGGAUGCCAGGCUAGAUGAGCCACUAACAGGAUCUUCUUAGGUUCUGAUUUCCCUGAUUUCCCCUCGGGAGUUAAUUUUGGGGUUUGAGGGCAUAUGAACAUUCCUUUGGGGUUUAGUGACACGUGAGUUUUUCUUCUUUGAACCUCUUUCAAGCAAAUAAAAACAUGGGCAAGUAGAAUGCUCUUGUAACAGCCUCCUCAGUCUGCAAAAGCUGCCAGCUCUUUUCAUUGCUUUUGCUUUGCCCAGAUCUGUCACAAGACUUUUGUUAUUAGCCAGUCUUUGCGAACAGCAAUUCUGUUCCUCCCCUACAAUCCACACCCAGGGACAGACUUCCAUAGAGAAGCAAACAUGACUGUUGCUUGCAGACGUUUCCUCUUCACUCUUUGUUCUGAAGAGCAAUAAGACCUCCACCAGCAGCUGGUUUGUUCAGGAGGCGGGGGAAGAGACUGGCCAUGAUUGUCCUCCCUGACAUUUGCCUCUUGCAGUUGCGUGGCGAGUUCCCGCCCCCCACCAGGAUAAAUAAAGACACGAGACACCAUAGUUUAAGGUUAAAAGGGGCGAAUUAGGCCACAACUUUAUUGAAUUCAGGAAUGAGAGGCAUUGGCUUAGGCAUUGGUCCUAACGACUAUCCGGCUCCAGCCCAUUUGCUGGAGACACGGGGAAGGGUUAACACUAUAUCGGGGGAGUCUCCCGCUGAGGCACGCCGACUAGGAGCUCCCCCGGGUCACCGCUCGGGGGCGUGCCUUUGGCCCACACCUCCAUAGGCUUCGGACAGGGCCACGCCCCCCGGAGUCCUUUAACGGACCACCCUUCGCUCACUGGGGGAGGUGAUGGCGUUCCUCGCCCACAUCCUCUUCACCCCUUCUUACCAAUGCCUACCGCCACACGAGCAAUCGCUCGCCGCCAAUACUCUCAUGCCUGAAACCAAUCCCUUACACCCUUUGCUAUAUCAGUCAGCCACAUGUCAUUUCCCGCAUCUGAAAGAUGCACGCCAUCAAGCCAAAUAUCAUUUCCCGCAUCCGAAAGAUGCACGCCAUCAAGCCGGUAGAGGGCCUCACAGUUGCCCGGGUGGUCAAUGACCCACCCACCCAGGGCUGCCACUCUACGCACCACCGCCUGAUCCAAGGCUUUCCCUAGCCCUAUUUAUGGCUAUCGGGCACCUGCUCUCUCUCCAAACCCUGCUUUCCAUCAACAAGGCCCAAAGAAUGGUGAUGUUUGGAUAAGAGGCCUUAAGUUCCUCAAAGUCACUAAAGAGAUGCCACAUCAAGUCAACUGCCUUUCUGUAAGCUAAAUUCUUUUCGCCAAAUUGGAUAACUAAAGCAUCUGGGGGGCCGACCGCUGUCGCUCUGGCCCUAAUUGCAGGCAACAUUCCGGCCCAGCGCAUUCCCCUCCGAGAGAUCCAAGACAUAUUGAUGUAGUUAAGGUGCGGCCCAAGACCGGAAUUGAUGGUGCGGACCCUGGCCCAAUGCACAAUGCUGUGCCCGAUUAUCCAGAUGCGCAUCCUCAUAGCUCCUGCACCCUAGGGUCCCCGUUAACGGCAUGGUUUCUAUCCCAGUGGACAGUGCAGGGCCUAUAAUCCAAAUGUGCACCACAACGUCACCUGAAAGCAAAAGAAGGUAACGAAGCCAGGUCAAGUAUACUGUGAACAAUCACAAGGUCUUACGAAUAUAUCCCUUAAAUGCAUCAGACUUUCACUGCCCCCAAGUCCUUCAUCCUUUCAGCUGAGAGUCCCAAAUGCAGUGCUGCGGUGGCGGCCCCAAUCCUAAAGGAGUUAGCCGCGAAUUCAGCUGAGGAUAAACUGCAGGCAGCAAUCUCCCUUCGCAUAAUGCACGUGGACUGAUGCCACCCUCCCGGCCAGAAAUUUCUUUAAUUUCUUUUUGCCAUAGCUGGGAUUUCCCAAACUGAUUCUUUGGUUUGGGGGUUCCCUGAGUUAGGGGGUAAUGAAACGAGGAUCUUGAAGCCAUAAGAGAAACUCUUUCCCAGGGUACUUUGCUGCCUCUAUUUUAGGGUAUUUAUCAAGAAGGGUUCUAAGAGGUGAGAGCUUAACAAAAGAGAACAUCACAGUCAAGGGCCAAAUUCAUACCAGUUUGUGGCUGUUCUUUUUGGCGGGUCUGUGAGCUUUUCAAGACCCCUGGUGGAAAUGCCCCUGCUGCCCGGAAAGGCUGUUUACCUUUAAAACAUGAAGACGCUGGGUGGUUACCUAGGCACUUCUCACAUUCAUGCGCAUACUUACAGUUUGGCCCCUGGCACACACCCGUGUUGUACUCCCAGCAAACCUCAUGGUGAGGGACUCGCUUAGCUUCAAAUUUUCCAACUUUCCUUUUCCACAUAGGGACCCAUAUGCUCCAUCCAGUAAUUCUGGUCGCUCGGAACCCAGCAGGUGGUGGGCAGCAGGAAGCUUUUCUGAAUCGUCCUCGGCAUCAGAAGGCUUACUUCUUUUGCUCUUCUUGGCCGAAUGAUUUUCUUGCUUAGACUUCUUUCUCUCGUGCCCAUCAUUGGAGACUGGUGCUAUUCUGCAGCCGCUGCCACUUCCUGUUGCCCCUGCGUCUCUUCCUCCGAUGAUGUUUCGGAGCCCCCUUUCGCGGUAAAGACUGAGGUUGUGAAUGCUGUAGCAUACUGGGAAAGUCUGGGGUAUACUGAGAGGUAGAAAGGUUAUAAUUGUAAGCAUGAGCCCUGCCUCCUGAGGAUCUGUCAUUGGAAACCCAGGGACACGUAGACUGUAAUUAUGUGUGAGGAUGCAUAAAUGGAUUGCUACCCGAAUGUGGAACCCUAAAUAAGGAGGCAAAAGUGCAAGGGAGCUCCUCAUUGCUGGACGGCAGUACUCACUACUUGGGAAGAGGCCGGAGUGACCAUGGGCCUGAAUUGUUGGUAAAGGUUUCAAAAGCAGAGGAAACACUGACUAGGCCUGUGGGUUGCAGGGCACAGGAGGCUACCCUGACCCAUCUCGGACACAGACCCACUGUUGAAUCAUUGGCUGCUCUCAGCACUGCCACGGUGGCCGCGGAGGUGCCGGGGCGGUCCACAACGUUAGGUGGCGUAUCCGGGAUGCAUUCUUGGGUGAGCGCCAGAGGUACCGCUGCCACCUCGUCUGCGGGCCUAUAUUGCCUAUAAAAUGUCUAAAAAGCAUUGAACAACUGUGCCAAAGGCUGUGGGUUACUAGGCACUACGAAGGCCUGGGACCCCUCCUGGUUCCCUUGUGCCACCCCAGAUAUAGCGGCAUUUUGCUGGUUCUCUUGAGCAGACAUAGUUUGAUACCCUUAAUUAGCCUGGUUCUGUAAAUUCAACGCCAACUAGCUUGGAUUAUAUGCGUGAGCUGCGAGCAAUAUCACGGUAGUUCAGUAUUGUCUGCACUGGUAAGUUUAAAGUACCCAAAGAUGCCUAACUAAUCUCCAACAAAUUGUAUUUAGCUGCAAACAAUAUCACCAUAGCUCAGUAUUAUCUGCACUGGAUAGCAGUCCAAAAUACCAGCCCACACCUCAAAGCAAUGUAUUUAGAGGAAUACUGAGUCUAUAAUAAACAGAAGAGAACCUUUGAUAAUGUAAGCAGCUAUGCAGCAAGCUAGAGGUAGAAUUAUAAAUUGUAACCCAGCAAUACAGCAGUGAAAAAUGAUAAAUUGACUUAUGCAACAAACCUAUAAGCAAAGCAAAGCUCCCAAGAGCACUUAAGCACUAUUAUCAAAAUCAACCAAAUGAAUUAAAUUGCCAGAUUAAAUAUAUACUUAUAGACUAACAGAUGAAAUACCAGAAAGAGAUGAACGUAGAAGAGGCAUGAGCUAUUUACUUUAGAUUCCCUAUAAACCUGUAUGCAAAGAUUAUUUUGCAGGCGAAGAAGCCCUUUAAUAAAUCAAAUGAUAUAAAACCCGGAUCUCUUUUUCCUUAUAACUAUCAAUUGACUAUACCAAAUUAUAAAACUUAAUGCCUAGGCAGAGAGUAAAUGAUACAGCUCCUCAGAGCACCACAAGCUGAAUGAAAUAAUUUGAAUUCCAAUAUACUGUGCACUAAUAAUUCAGUUUAAUUUAAAUGUGUUUCGUAAAUUCCCAGAAUGAAAUUCUCAAGAGUGUAAGUAUAAACAAAAGCAGUCAAAUUAAUUAGAGGAUAUCAAUUCUAAGAUCAGCCUAGCCAGAGACGCUGUAGCCAGCUCUAUACAAGCUUAUGCACCAAGAGGAGGGGCUCUCUGCAGCCCCUUGUGCGCUCUUAUUUAAGCUAGGCUCUUUUAAUAAUUGCGCUAUCAUCCUUUGUUUAUAUUGCUUAUGUUUAUUUCCUUUGUUUAUAUUGCUUUUGAAUUUAACCAACGAGAAAGUGAGGGGCACUCGAAAAGGAGAUAGCUCCCACGUGGUUUUGCCUCUCCUAAAAUGGCUGCCGCCGCAAGGCCACGUGGGCAAUCAAAAUGGCAGCCGUAAUGCGUUCCCAUUGCCUAGCGACAAUGAACACGUGCGAAAACACUUAACGCUAGCCCUUUAAUACUGAAAAAUUCCGCAGCCUCAAGAGCAAAACCUGCAGGCAUUCCCCACGUACCCCUUAUGAACGUUAAUUAUUCCCCUGGUUUUCUCGCCGGUUAAGCUUAAAAGGGAGGGUUUGUAAAAUUACUUCCCACGUGGAAUGCCUAUAGUAAAAUGGCGGCCGCCCGGAAGGGCACGUGGGCGGAUGAAAUGGCGGCCGGGGCGCGCUGGUUGCCCAGCAACGGCGCAGCUGCUUCCGAUGCUUUCCAAGUCUAAACUUCCGCGCGAAAAUGAAACAGCCUAUAGAGGAAGCGAUGCUCUGUGGAACCCACUCAACCCCUCAAGAAUGCUGCUGAAAUGAUUAUUUAACAAGAAAUUCUGCCCCUCACCCCAGCGAGAAAAUGAAACACAACCGGCACAAAACGCAGCCCGCUCUCCUCCCGCAGCUGCCGUUCCGCCUAAUUGCACCAUGCUCCCCUGCACAAACCCCUAGCUAAAACCUGAAGCCCCAACAGCAAAACCUGAUUGGAUGGGUGCGCUGCGUCCUCCGUGGGAAUAACGAAGAGGAGCCAAACGUUCUUCCUUGAGCUCCUUGCAGAACAGGCAGUCAGCAGCCGAGGGCAAGCAACGGAUCAGCAGAAAAAGCUCCACAAAGCUGAAUAAAUUCCUCUGAAGGGGGCAUGCAGCAGCAGGCACGGCAAGCUCCUGAGGGCAGGGAACUUGCACCGAAACACACAGAGCUCCCUGUAAAACUGUAGACGUGAAAGAGAUGCUGGAAGGAAAGCACACAAACACACACACAGUGAUUUUAGCUCAAUUACAGCUCCGGUGUUAAACUGCAGCAGCUGGAAUGGAGCGCAAAGGGGAAACCCCAGAAGGAGAAAAGCCCCAAAUUGGUUUCAGCUCCAAAACUAGAGAUAACAACUCCUGAACAUCAAGCAGUUUAGAAAUAAAGCAACACCAGCAGCGAAUGCUGGAAAUUCUCUGUAAAAGAAAAGGAGCUUUUUCUGUGAAGCUACAGCAUAUUCCACGAGGUGCCCUGCAGCUCAAGAACAAAGGCAACAAAGAAGCAAGGCAGGAACGCUCCAGGCAACGCAGAUAAGAUCUCCGACAAACAGGAACAGCUGAUAUGCGGGAAACAAACGUGGGGGCUAGCCGGCGAAAAGAGGGCGAGCCCCCUCCGCGCUGGCCCUAAAUAGGGCAGACCCCCUGCUCUCGCGGGGGCUGAAACCAGCCCCUGCUCACGUGGGGGGUGGGCGUGAAGCCCGCAACCCCACCUCCUGGGCAGGCUGGAAGUGGCUUUGCCAGACUCCUCUGGAGAAGGAUAUGGGAGCCAGCUGUAUGCCAUCUUCCCCUCUGAGCUGUAUUUAAGCCACACUGCUUGGAGUGUAGCAAGACCAGGGCCAGAAACUUUAUUAUCAGUUAACUCUUGUGUUGCUUUGUAUUUGCACAGACAAGCGGAGACCCCGCAACUCCGGGCAACACCCAAGUGGAAUAAUGACUCAAGACAACGUGUUAUGGGAUUAAAAUUUGGCCACAACUUUAUUAAAGCUUCAGAUGUAGGGAGACCUUGGCUUAGGCAUUGGGUGUUUAUCCCUCCCAGUCCCCGCCUGGGGAUCUGGGGAGCAUCAGGGUUAUCCAGAAUGUGUGGGGGCUGAGCUGGCUCUGGAGAACAUCUGUUCAAGCAGAGAGCCCGCCCCCCAUUUCGCUGCCGUCGCAGGGGGAGAGCAAUGACAACCUAUUGGCAUAUGGCCAAUGCCUCCCCUGAAAACAACUCCUUUAACGGGGAACCCUGGGAUCGCACCACGGGGGGGGGCAUGGGUCACCCUUCACCCCCCCCCCCCAAUUUAGGGAAGUUAGGCUAAAGGAUUCCACCCAAGUCGUGAAACCGCCAAAGCUGUGAUAUUUUGCUACGGGGAUGGCAAAACCUGCCAAUGUGGGAAAAUUCCUUUCCAGCCCUUCAACAGUGACGUGACAUAGCAGCACCUGCGUACCUGUGAAGAAGAGGUUAACCUGCAAAAGAAGGCUUAACUGAGGGAAGGGAGGGUGGGAGAAGCUGUGAAGUGGUCUGAGAACUCCCAGGUAAGUUCCGCCCACUAUUGUGUGGGCUGUGCCAUCCCUCCCCUUACCUGGCCAACACUCUCCUGGCAACGCCUUCCCAGCUGGGAUUGGGCAACUGGCAGAGGUAGGCCUCCAGGUGUCCAGCCUUGUGGGGGCGAAUCCAGGCUGUACUGCCAGGAGCCACAUGGGAUGGGGGGGGGCUGCGCGCGACCAUGCAAAAGGCACCCCCCAUUUGAUGUGGGCGGCGGUCUUUAUGUACUUAAGCCCCAAAUUGGGGGGGGGGGGAUAUUGAAUUUAUCAUGCGUUUGCCAAAAUACUUUAUUCCUGUCAUUUUUUACGUUUACUGUCAUAUUCUGUAUUUCAAACAUUUGUAUUUCCAAUGCUCUGUAUUUUGAUGUUUUGAAUGGCUGCUGUGAGUCAUUUUCAGCUCAGCUCCUUGUGGUACAGAUGCAUAUAAAUAAACUCAAUCAAUCUUGCUUACUAGUGCCCAGUUUCUGGUGCCACAGUGAUCUUUGUUACUGAGCUAUGUUUGUAGGACAAUCUGUGUAUAUGACAAACACAAAAGAGAGCCCAACCGUAGGUGGCGAGAGAACCAAUGAUCGGUAGAGCCAACUAAUUCUAUUUCUGUCCCCACCUGUCCUACUGAGAGCUAUGAGAGCAACACAGAUACUAAAGAGGAAAGGCCAACUGGCAGGCUAGGUGAAAGUGAAGAAAGAAAACAGAUGGAUUCACUGCAAGAUACUAUAAAGAAAUGAAAUACACCCUACUUGCGCCAAUGAAAGAAGUUAUGAAUAAUAUAUUAAAGAAGGGAGAAUUACCAGAAACAUGGAAAGAAGCUUAUAUUACACUCAUUCCGAAGCAAGAUUCAGACUUAACGCAAGUAAAAAACUAUCAGCCGAUUUCUUUGUUAAAUAAUGAUUAUAAGUUAAUUGCAAGCAUAUUAGCAAACAGGAUGAAAAAAAAAAAUAUUGAAAGAAAUGAUACAUAAAGAUCAGGCAGGUUUUCUUCCUGGAAGACAAAUGAAAGACAAUAUAAGAAAUAUAGUUAAUAUAACUGAGUAUCUGACAGCCAGGAAUGAAAAACAAGCAAUGUUAAUUUUUGUGGAUGCUGAAAAGGCCUUUGAUAAUAUAUCUUGGGAAUUUAUGUUAAAAAAUUUAGAAUUCAUGGAUAUGGGUCAAUUCUUUCUAAAUGGAAUAAAAGUGAUAUACACAGAACAAAGAGCAAAACUGAUUGUAAACAAUAUAGUAACAGAAAAUAUUGCAAUUACUAAAGGCACAAGACAAGGAUGUCCUCUUUCACCAUUAUUAUUCAUAUCGAUUCUGGAAGUCUUUUUAAGAUCGAUAAGAAGAAAUGAAUUAAUAAAGGGUGUCACAGUCAGUCGAAAUGAGUAUAAAGUAAAAGCCUUUGCUGAUGACUUGGUAUUAACAAUUGAAGAACCAUCUACAAGUAUUAAAGAGGUAUUAGAGGAGAUAGAACAGUUCGGCCAAGUGGCUGGCUUUAAACUGAAUGAAAAGAAAACUAAGAUAAUUGUUAAAAAUAUGAAACAGGAGUUGGUUGAAACAUUGCAGCAACAAAUAGGUAUAGAAGUGGUUAAGAAAGCCAAAUAUUUAGGAAUUUGGUUAACUUCAAAAAAUAUUGAUCUGUUUCAAAAUAAUUAUAUACAAAUGUGGAAUAGUGUUAAAAGAGAUCUAGAGGUAUGGGGAAGGUUGAAGUUAUCAUUUUGGGGUAGGAUUGCUGCGAUAAAGAUGAAUGUGCUACCAAAGAUGUUAUUUUUGUUCCAGACAAUUCCAAUAAUCAAAGGGGCAGCAAUAUUUAAAGAAUGGCAAAAGAUAAUUUCAAGAUAUAUCUGGAAGGGUAAGAAGCCGAGAAUACAAUAUAAGUUAUUAACAGAGGCUAAAGAAAGAGGAGGCUUCGCCCUGCCAGACUUGAAAUUGUAUUAGGAAGCGUUGUGCCUCUGUUGGUUGAAGGAAUGGAUGAAAUUAUAAAAUACUGAAUUGCUGGACCUGGAAGGGUAUGAUAAUAGAUUUGGUUGGCAUGUGUAUCUAUGGUAUGAUAAGAAAAAAGUCCAUAAAGGAUUUGGAAACCACAUAUUUCGAAGAUCUCUUAUAUAAGUUUGGGAUAGGUAUAAAAACCUAUUGGAACAAAAAACUCCACAUUAGAAGCGAUGUGUGUUAAAAAGGUCAAUAUCAGUGGGAAAUGGAUAACAUACGGGAAAUUAAUAAUUAGAGAAGAAGGAAAAUGGAAACUGAAACCAUAUGAAGAGGUGAAAGAGUAUGUUAAUGAUUGGUUACAUUACUAUCAGGUUAAUGAAAUGUUUAAACAAGAUUUUAAAGAGAAAGGCUUUCAGGAUAAAGAAUCGAAGUUUCAACAAGAGAUAUUGAAUAAUGAUAUUAAAAUUUUGUCUAAAAUGUAUAAAUUGUUGCUUGAAUGGCACUUAAAAGAUGAGGAGGUCAAGUCGGUUAUGAUUCAUUGGGUCAAAGAUUUCGGGUAUAAUAUACAGCUGAGUGAUUGGGUAAAAUUAUGGAAAGAAGGUUUAAAAUUUACUGCAUGCAAUGCUCUAAAAGAGAAUAUGAUGAAAAUGAUGUAUAGAUGGUAUAUUACACCAGUGAAGUUAGCAAAAAUGUAUAAAAUUAGUAAUAAAUGUUGGAAAUGUAAGGCAAAAGAAGGAACAUUUUAUCACAUGUGGUGGGAAUGUAAGAAGGUGAAAUGCUUCUGGGAGAUGAUAUAUAAUGAGUUGAAAAAAUGAUGAAAUAUACAUUUUUAAAGAAACCAGAAGCAUUUCUCUUGGGUAUUGUUGGAGAUGAUAUAAAUAGAAAGGAAUGUAAGCUUUUUCUAUAUGCAGUAACAGCAGCAAGAAUGUUAUUGGCCCAAAAAUGGAAGCAAGAAGAAUUACCAAAGAUAGAAGAAUGGAGGAUGAAAUUAAAGGACUAUGCGGAACUUGACAAACUAACAGGAAGGAUUCGAAACCGGCGGGACCAGAAAUUCACCGAAGACUGGAGUAAAUUUACGGAUUAUUUGAAAAGUAUUUGUGAUGACCAGAAGACGUUUGUAGGCUUGCAAGAAGUUCUGUCAGGAAUAAGUUAAGAAAUAUUGUAAAAAUGUGAAAGAAGAGAUGAUAUGUUAAAAGAGGUAAUGGUAAUAUUAAGUUGUUGUUGUUGUUUAGUCGUUUAGUCGUGUCUGACUCUUCGUGACCCCAUGGACCAGAGCAUGCCAGGCACUACUGUCUUCCACUGCCUCCCGCAGUUUGGUCAAACUCAUGUUUGUAGCUUCGAGAACACUGUCCCACCGUUUCAUCCUCUGCCGUCCCCUUCUCCUUGUGCCCUCCAUCUUUCCCAACAUCAGGGUCUUUUCCAGGGAGUCUUCUCUUCUCAUGAGGUGGCCAAGGUCUUGGAGCCUCAGCUUCAGGAUCUGUCCUUCCAGUGAGCCCUCAGGGCUGAUUUCCUUCAGAAUGGAGAGGUUUGAUCUUCUUGCAGUCCAUGGGACUCUCAAGAGUCUCCUCCAGCACCAGAAUUCAAAAGCAUCCAUUCUUCGGCGAUCAGCCUUCUUUAUGGUCCAGCUCUCACUUCCAUGCAUCCCUACUGGGAAAACCAGAGCUUGAACUAUACGGACCUUUGUUGGCAAGGUGAUGUCUCUGCUUUUUAAGAUGCUGUCUAGGUUUGUCAUUGCUUUUCUCCCAAGAAGCAGGCGUCUUUUAAUUUCGUGGCUGCUGUCACCAUCUGCAGUGAAUAUUAAGUUAGGAAAUGUAUAUGAAGUGAUUAAGAUGGAGGAUUAUCAGAGGUGCUGAUGGAAGUCCAACAAGAUUGUAUUUGUAAUAAAUUGUGUGGUAUGUUUUCUAAUUUUGUAUGAUAAAAAAGCAAUAAAAAAAAUUUAAAAAAAGAAAGUGACAAAAGAAGACAGGUGGGGACUGGCUAAGGACAGGCUGAAGCAAGCAAUGCCCCACUCACCCUCAGCGAACAGUCUCCACUGCUGUGAAGUGCUGCUGCUGCUGCACAUUUUCAACUGUUUCUCUUCUUUGCAGUGGUUUUGCAGGACUCCGAAAGGUUGGUGAUUUAUACCCCACCCAUCUGGCUGGGUUUCCCCAGCCACUCUGGGCCACUUCCAACCAAAUAUUGAAAACAAUACAGCAUCAGACAUUAAAAACUACUCUAAACAGGACAGCCUUCAGUUGUCCUGUAAAACUAAAAUAGUUGUUUAUUGCCUUGACAUCUGCUGGGAGGGCAUUCGACAGGGCAGGCGCCACCACCGAGAAGGCACUCUGCCUGGUUCCCUGUAACCUCACUUCUUGCAGCAAGGGAACCGCCAUAAGACCCUCGGAGCUGGACCUCAGCGUCCGGGCUGGACAAUGGGGGUGGAGACGCUCCUUCGGGUAUACUGGACCGAGGCCGUUUAGGGCUUUCAAGGUCAGCACCAACACUUUGAAUUGUGCUCGGAAACGUAUUGGGAGCCAAUGUAGAUCUUUCAGGACCAGUGUUAUAUGGUUUAAGCGGCCGCUCCCAGUCACCAGUCUAGCUGUCGCAUUCUGGAUUAAUUGCAGUUUCCGAGUCACCUUCAUAGGUAGCCCCACGUAGAGCGCAUUGCAGUAGUCCAACACCUAAUCUUAACAGAACAGAAACCUUUAACAGGUACACAAACAGGAGUACAGCAGGUGUGCAUUGCUAAAACACAUAGAAGCACCCUGAGCUCGCACUCUUUCUCCUCCUCCACUGCUCCUUCCUGGUUUAUAAGGGGAGGAACAAAGAGCUGUGAAAGGAGGAGUCAGAAACAAAGGAGGGGAAACACAGUUUUUCUUGGAUGAGAAGAGGAGGGGAAGUGAGCACAGACAGCCUUGCUGGUUUAAAGAGCAGGAUCUGAUCUGCUGGGAAGUGAGAGGACGGAAGGAAAUGACCAUUGUGUUUGAAAAUUUGUGACUCUUGCUAAUAAGACUCUGGACUCAGGCAAUGCUUAUAAGAUGGAUGAACCGGCUUAUUUUAGGGCAUCUAUCCUGUGCAGAAAAAUGAAGCUGUUCUCCUCAUGGUGGUGAAACAGAUACCUCAAUGGGAUGUGCACAGGCAGGACUUGAGCUCAACAGCAGCAAAUCUCUCCAUCUGUGAUUCCCAGAAACAAGCAUUCUGGUGCGUGACUGCCACUCAUGGCUCUUUAGCAAUCCACAAUUGUGGAUUUUUCUCACAAAAGACCUCUUCUUCAGACUAUUGCUGUACUCUUCCUUGGGUAAGGACUUCACUGCUUCUCCCUCAAAAACAAAACAAAAACAAAAACACACCCCACCUAAAUGCAUGGAGGGGGCAAUCUGAGUUUGAUUUGUCAUGAAGAGGGAAAUCAUUGGCAAUAUUGGUUACUAGCACACAGGGCCUUCUCUCCCCAGCUUGAACCCUCCCAGAACACCCUGGCUGGCUUUAAAGGAAGCUCCAACAGAAGACUUUUGAGAGUUUAAUUGUAUAUGUGAUAUUUGUUACUGAGCUGAACUUGGGAGAACCAUUUGUUUAUAGGAUCCAGGUGAUCAUCUCCCCUGAAGGUGUGGGGUGGAACAGAAUAAAAGCACAGGACAUGCUGACAAGUUAACCUCAUCUCCAGGGCAGAAAUAUUUUCCUGUGGGAUAUUUUCCUAUGAUGUAUCAAGUUAUUCACCAAUAUAAAAUAAAUGUCAGUAAGGAGGAAACCAGCAUCUUAAAAACAGAGGCAUCACCUUGCCAACAAAGGUCCGUAUAAUUAAAGCUAUGUGUCAGGGAACUGACAUCGGAGCCAGAGGCAGAGGCAAGGCUCUCAAGCGAUGCUGGAGAAGGGCCCAGCAGGGGGAGAGGCAGCACAGCAGCUGGGGAAGGAAAUCAGCGUAACACCAGGGAUAAAGGGGGGCAGAUGGGGGAAUCGGCAAGGGGGCUCCAGGACUCCUCGCCGGAGACCAGCGGGGAGAGCACGGGUCCUCUGCUACCCACACCCUCCCUGCACAGAAGACUUCCGCGCAGGGAGAGUAGGAGGAGACUUGGGGUCAAACAGCUUUUAUGCUGGAAAAGGUUUAAGGAACGCCCACUGACGGAUUCUGCUAGCAACUGAGGCAGCCACGAAUUGAAGGGCUGUCCAGACCGAAAAGGUUUAACAAGGCAACAUAGCCAGGAGUGGCGGCAACUUACGCACGAGCAACCCCUAUAUUUAUUACACUAUGGUUUUCCCAUUAGUGAUGUGUGGAAGUGAGAGCUGGACCAUAAAGAAGCCUGAUUGCCGAAGAAUGGAUGCUUUUGAAUUCUGGUGCUGGAGGAGACUCUGGAGAGUCCCAUGGACUGCAAGAAGAUCCAACCUCUCCAUUCUUCAGGAAAUCAGCUCUGAGUGCUCACUGGAAGGACAGAUCCUGAAGCUGAGGUUCCAGUAAUUUGUCCACCUCAUGAGAAGAGAAGACUCCCUGGAAAAGACCUUGAUGUUGGGAAAGAUGGAGGGCACAAGGAGAAGGGGAUGACAGCGGACGAGAUGGUUGGACAGUGUUCUUGAAGCUACUAGCAUGAGUUUGACUGCGGGAGGCAGUGGAAGACAGGAGGGCCUGGCGUACUCUGGUCCAUGGGGUCACAAAGAGUCGGACAUGACUAAAUGUCUAAACAACAACAAAGAGGAAAGAGUGAAUUAAAGGAGCCAAUCAAUGAGCAGGAAAAGGCGACUGGGGAUCCUGGUGGAACAGACUCAGUUUCUUCUCUGAACUGUGUGUUAACUUAUCUCAUUUUAACACAAAAUAGUGCAUAAUACGUUAUUUCCUGAAACACACAAGCAGAUUGUUUUUAGAAUGCUGUCUUAGAAUAAUUUUUCACUUGGUAAGAUCUUUCUGUGUUGAAUUUUCAACAGACAUUUUGCAAAGUUCUGAUUUUGUAAGCUGCUUUGAGGUUUUAGGACAAUCCAGAAGUAUGAAUCUUGUGAACUGAAAUAGAUGAACUUUUGUUCCUUGUGAGAGGAAAUUCUACUUAUUUUGCAGAGAUUUUUCCUUGGGACAAUUACACAAAGCCAGAUAUUCCAAAAUUUCAGCACUGCAAAGCUUUAAAAGAUUUCAGUGUUUAAUCAAUUGCUUUUUCAGACUUCACUGAAAACAGGAUAAUGAUACUAAUUUUGUUUCUAUCUCUUCCCCCACCACCCUCCCCUCACUAGAAACUUUAAGCCAUGCAGUGGGGAAUCCAACCCAUCAGCUGAAGGGAAUCCUGGGAGGAUCAGUCUUGUUUCCUGCCAAUGUAUCUCAAGGAAGAACAGUGGAGAAAAUUCAGUGGGACUUUCUACCCCAAAGGGGUGGCCUGGGCUUUUGGCUGACAGAAUUUAGUCAUGGGAAACUGGAGCACCAAAGUCCCACUGACCAGUUUCGACAACGGCUAGACAUGGUGGAUGAGACAACACUGAGGAUCAAAGACCUGGAGUUGGAUGACAGUGGGAUCUACAAUGUUCGCAUCUGGUUUACUAAGACACUGUUUAAAGAACAGUGUUUCAGCCUCACCGUUUAUGGUAAGUUAUUGCUUUCACUCUUUGACUCAUGGAAUAGGAUGAAUAGGACCCAAACCUUAUGCUGUUUUCAUUUGUGUUCCACAGAGCCAGUGCCAACACCACAGAUACACCACCAAGUGGAAUCCAAGACUCCAGGUGGAUGUAAUGUGACCUUGCGAUGCCACACAGCUGGAAGGAAAGAUCUCAGUAUCUCCUGGGAAACAGGGGAUCCGCACAGGGCCUUAGGAAAGAGUGUGAAUCAGUACCAGGUUUCUGACAAUGGCCGGGAGCUCCAUAUCUCCUUCUGGAACAGUUCUUUGGACCCCGAAUUCACCUGCCUGGUCAGCAAUCCUGUUGAUCGAAAGAGAGCCUCCUUUGACUUGCUAAACAUCUGCCAGAGUGAUGAAGGUGAGCAAUAUAUCCUUUCCUUCAUUAUCCAGAGGAGGUCCUUGUGGUGGCGAAAAGGCAGGCUAGCCCUUAACAUGAGGGAUUAGCAACACUUGCUUAUCUAUUGUUAUUUAUUCUACUGCUCUCAGCUGAGUGUGAGCAUGAGAAUCUGAAUCGCGGGGUCAUGAGUUUAAGCCCUGCAUUGAACAAAAGAUUCCUGCAAUGCAGGGGGUUGGACUAGAUUACUCUACUUGUCCCUUCCAACUCUACAAUUCUAUGAUUCCGUGAGAGUCACUCUGACGAUUGUUAUUAGAGUAUGUUUUGAGAGACUCUUAUUGUUCUUUGUGUGGGAUAUAAAGCUGUCAGUCAAGGCCAAUAUUCCGAGAGGACUAACUGCCUCUAUGAGGCAGGCAGUUUUGUCAGCUGGUUGGUCGGUUGCUGCAAGGAGUGUUAACUGGUAACUGCUCGGAUGCAGUCUUCUCAUGACUCACUACUAUCUAGUAUAUCUGUUAUGUAACCUAAGCCUGCCUUCAGGAACAACUCUGUAAACCUGAAUGAAUCUGAUAGUAAAGUAGUCUAUGUUAAUAUGAUUCAGAUUCAUGUGUGUUUUCUUUAAGAGGGACAGAAAGGGAUUAGCAACCAGGAAGGUAUAAUUAUUGAUAGGACUCAAACAAGUUAGCAACCUGCUUGUCGCCCACAUAAAUUCUGACAGGGGAUCGUUUUAACUCUGCUAAAUUAUAUAAACAUUCCCACACAUUGUAGGUGGACAGUUUGGACCCUCGAGUUGGAGACCAUUGCUUAUCUCUGCCCUCAUAGUUGUUUCGGUGAUAAUGGUGAUAAUGUUGAUGUGGAUGGUGGUGAUGCGGAUGCGUGGGAAGAUCAGAUUAGAAAGGCAGAGGUAGGACCAUCUCUAUUAACUUCUUCCAAAUCUCCAAAAUGGGGGCUUCCUGCCAAUAUACCUCUACCUUUCUUUUGCUUAUCCUGAGAGGCAGAGAGUGGUCAGUGCCAUGGACUCAAUAAUGUGUCUCAUUUUGCCCUCCACAGCUGUGAUGCAAGAGAAAGGGGAGAGUAUCCGGAGCUCAGGAGCCACCCAGAAGAUGGUGACGAGGUGAGAUGAUCGGUGCACAAAAUAAUGAUGGGGUGAUUAUUUUUAUCUACCAAUGAAAUCAUCUGAUACAUUUGGGAGGCGUUUAUUACUUCAGUUAUUAUUAUUAAUGUUGCAAUCUGUUAUUCUUAAAGAAACAACAGCAACAGCAGGAACCAGUGGAUUUCAAACAGGCCACUGACCUGAUAAUAAUAAUGAAUGGCCAUCAGUUUGGCACAACCCAUCCCUUCAAACCAUUUCUGCUCAUCUGCAGGAGGCUUCUCUUAAAAUUAACGUAUUUUUCGCUCUAUAAGACGCACCAGACCACAAGACGCACCUAGUUUUUGGAAGAGGAAAACAAGAAAAAAAUAUUCUGAAUCUCAGAAGCCAGAACAGCGAGAGGGAUCGCUGCGCAGUGAAAGCAGCAAUCCCUCUUGCUGUUCUGGCUUCUGGGAUAGCUGCGCAGCCUGCAUUCGCUCCAUAAGACGCACACACAUUUCCCCUUACUUUUUAGGAGGGAAAAAGUGAGUCUCAUAGAGCAAAAAAUACAAUACCUUUUGCUGGCACUGGACUCCAUCCCAUCCAGCCAAAAUAAGUACUAGCUUCUCUCUCUUAUGCUGGAAAGGCUGCGGAGAGAGGUGCUCAUUUUCAUGCAUGGUGGAGCUCCACGUUGGUCUACUCCUUUUGGGAAAAGGUUUUUCACACUUUUUUCCAAAAUUAUGCAGCAAUCCCCUCCACCCACAUGAGCUCUUGCCUUGUUAUCAUUAGACUCAAAUUUAAACAACAACCUUAAAUGCAGAGAUGGCCCUGAAGCAGCAUGCCAGAGCAAGAGAGUCUUAUCUCCCUCUCACUGUGUGUAAGACUCCCGUUUCUACUCCUCUCAGCUUGUCCUCCCUCCUCUUCGGAUUCCUCGCUGUCUGUCAGAACGUCCCUGACAUUUUCAUUGAGAGAAUAAACGGUAUUUGGAUUGAAAAAAACAAAAACAGGCCAGUGACCCAAAAAGACUUAACCAAUUGAUUAUGGCACAAGGGGAGGCAGGCAGCUUGUGCCAAGAUCCUGUUCCCAUCAGGGGAACAUGCACGCCCUGUUAUAGUGAGCAGAAUUGAACCCUCCCCUCUCCAGCUAGUGAAUGGAGGAUUCAGGCCUCUGGCCGCAGGGCUCUGCUUCCCACAUCCUUCCCCCAGUGAACCCAACAGGAUUGCGCUCUCCACUUACCAGCUGUUCUGGACUCUUCCCAAAAUACUAAUUUUAUCAUUGAUAAUAACUGAGUGCUGGAGAAUGGAAAUGACAUACUUUGGUCAAUUCAAAAUGGGCCAUUCCACCUGCUCUCUUAUGGUCAUAGUUAUGGCAAGUUCUCCAGUGGAACUAGAAAGCUAGCCCUAAAGGCUGGGACUGAGGUGUAGGGAAGAUGCCUGCUUUUAGGCAAAUUGGUAUCCUUUCUUGGAGAACACUGGACUUGGACAGGACUUUAAUUUUCUCCAGGGUUCAGUUGGGCCCAAAUGCCCAGAAAUUCUUUUAGGAGUUGCAUCUCCAGAGUCCCUCCUGUCAUAUUUUUCUCUUCCCUUCCAGGUUGACUCAGACAUAGAGGAUUUCGCAAGCAGUUCCAGGUCACCUUUUCCUUCUCUCAGUUCUUAUGUGGUCUCAGACACAGAGCCCUCAGAGAUUGAACACUGCAUCCCACAGACCAGCAUGGAAGAUCAGGAACAUCUCCUGGAGCCACUGCCAAGGAAUUCACUGAGGGUCCCUCAGGGGACAGACCCAUUGCUGUUCUCUCAAUGCUGCCAGUUGAGCCGGAGCUACAGCCUCCCUAGCAGCCUUAAACACUGGCCCCAAAAGUCCUGUUACCAGGCCAAAGAGCAAGAUACGAAGACUUAUCCAGUGAUUAUGGAAGGGGUCUCCUUGAGAGCAAAGAGUUCCAGAAAUGCCUUCAUCACCAGCACCAGCCAAGAGCAUCUAAGGCACUCCUCUUCAGCCUCCCUGUUGAUGGAAACAGCACAGGAAAGAUUGGAUGAGUGA